AUGGGGGAGGUAUUUUUCGACGGCUUUGGAGGUAGCAAGGUGAUGGUUAAAGAGAGAGAGGGAGCGAAUGUGAAAUUACUAAUCGAUUCAACAAACAAUUCUCUGAUUACGGGUUCUUUAAGGUUUGCCGAGAAGAUCUGCGUUUUGGUGAUUCCAAUUGUAGCAAUAUUUGAAGUAUUGAUUUUCGCGGUGUCGGGUUGUUGCGAGUGCCGGAGAUCGUACCACACGAAGAAAUUGCUGUACAAGUACGAUGAUUUCAAUAGUCCUGCCAGUAAAUCUCGAUUUACUGUGAAUGAAAUUGAGGCAUUAUAUGAGCUGUUUAAGAAGUUGAGUAGUUCAAUUAUAGACGACGGUUUGAUACAUAAGGUUUUUGAUCUUUUUGAUGAAAAGAGGAAUGACGUUAUUGAAUUUGAAGAAUUUAUCCAUGUACUCAAUGUGUUCCAUCCCCGUGCCCCAAUCGAAGAAAAAAUAGAUUUUGCCUUUAAGCUUUAUGAUCUCAGAGUGACUGGGUACAUUGAGCGAGAAGAAAUAAGCUUGUUACUACGUGAUGUUAAUCUUCAGAGUAUGUUUGGUAUGAUUUUUGUUAAGCAGUUGGUGAUUGCAAGUCUGAUGGAAUCUGACUUGAAGCUUUCUGAUGAUCUUCUCAAGCAAAUACUUGACAAGACAUUUGCAGAUGCUGAUGCCGACAUACAAAUUAGCAUUUAAGUUGAAAGAUAAAAUCACGGUUAGUGUCCUUAAUUCCUUUUGGUUUAAUAGACAAUCCUUGGGUUAAAAACACUAGCAGCGACUGAACUUUUAUAUAAACUUCACGUUAGUCACUCAACUUCAUAUUGUUCGUAUUUGACCAUUGAACUUAAAUACUGUUACAAUUUGCUUGCUAAACUUAAACCAUUGGUUACAGCUUGAUCAGCAACAUUUCCAUCUUGCCAUGUCAUCUUUUUCUGAUAGUCAAAUUAAUGGACAUGGACUAAGUUAUCCAAUUGUCACGAGUAUUUAACUUGAGUAACGAACUUAAAAUAAAAUGAAGUUCAAUGACACGAAAUUUUGCUUAAAAGUUUAGUGAACAUGUUUAUUUAAGCUGCCAAUCUUCAAAAAGGAAAAUGACAUCUACUUGAGAAGAUCACUACAUCAGAAUGUUUCUUCAUGCCUAAAAAAUUUGUGCCUAUAUCUUCCAGGGAUGUAUGUUUGAGAACACCAUCACUAUCAGUUAAUCUCAUGAAAUUUCUAUCAAAAGUAUCUAGAGGGUUAAAAAGGUUACCUGGUCACGAUCCUACAUUGUGGUAGCUCUAUCUAGUAUUUUUUGGAUUACAUCCUAUUACAAUACCAUUCAUGCCACGUAUGUUAGAUGAUGUGAAGAGUAUCAAAUGCCUACAUGAAGGGAAUGAAUGAAUGAAUUAUAUGAAGGCUACAAAAUGAGGAAAGGCAUACACACACACAUAGGGCCAUAAAAAAGGAAAGGAUAAACAAACAUGCCAAUUGCAAUCAAGUGAUUCAACAAAGAUUCUACCAAACCCAGGGUCUUGGCUAGAAGAAAAGGCGACAAAUUGCAGUUCAUUAUCAUCGAUAAGGGUCGAAAGAGAGAAAAUAACGGCUUUUUAGGUGGGUUGAACAUUAAUCAUAAGCUUUUUAGGUUUGGAUCUGUCGCAACAAAACAUAUGAGAUUGUAAAUCAUAGAUCCCAAAUCAAUCUUAAAACCUCGUGCGAGAUGAUACGGUAGAUUGGCCUUCAGACGACUAAUGGUGGUGUGGUGUGAGUUUGGAUCGAUGCUGUGACCGAUGAAGUUAUAUAGGAUCAUUAUAUAGGAUCACAAGGGAGUUUGUCAGAUGUCGGUAUUCAAAUUUAUUUUCUAGAAGUGGCCAAGUGUCGUCUCUUCCAUAUAGCAUCUGUGCAAUGGCUAACAUGUCUAGAUCCAUUGGCACUAGAACGAUAUUGUCCCUAGUUAGUCCUUCGUAAAUAUCGAUCACUUCUGGUAAGAACAUUAGAUAUGUCUUGAAUCCAUGCCUGGUGCAUAUGUUCGGUCCCCAAAAUGUCUAACUCUGCAUUAAAGUUGGCGUAGGACUCUUACACCAAGGUAAGAUAAACUUUGUAAGGUUGCCUGCUACUUGUUCCCAUCUUGCUAAACGAAUCAACUGGGUCAUCUCAAACCCUAGAAAGUCUUCCACCACUACUUGUCGUUCUGGCCAAAGUUUCCAUCUUGAGACCAAAUUAUCAAAUCUAGCUUUGUGCUCAAGGAUUGGAAAUUGCCACAUACCUCAUCAUCAAGUCGAGUGCGAACUAUGCUGGAAGAUCUCGUGACCUUUUUUUGCCCUAUGAUGUGGAAGAAAUAUUAUUUCUCAAACAAUGUAAAAAAAUGAACAUUAGUUACUUGUAUAGGAUAUGUCAGCCAUAAUAAAAUAAUAUGAACGUCGAUUGAUAGGAAAGAUGAGCGUUCGCAGGUAGGGAAUGUAAGUAGGGCCACAUGCAUGAACAAAAACUGCAUUUAGACCUUUUGUUAAACACGUAAUGUGCGAACCAAUGAGUCUAAUGCAAACUUUGAACAUAAACAAGUCUAAUCCACGAAUUUACGACACAUGGCAAACCCAACAUUGACCUAAUCCCGUUCUCUAUCAAGAAUCACAAAAAUUCCAACAAAUAGCAAGAUAUAUAGAAAACUAGCAAAUCCAAGAAAUUCUUCAAAAUAUAACGCGUACUUUUGAUUUCUUGAAACUUGGGGGAUGUUAGUGUGAAAUAGUUGCUGAAUGAUGUUGUAGUUUGUACAAUCUUCAAUGUCCAC
This is a messenger RNA of Olea europaea var. sylvestris, 2773 nucleotides long. Its product is annotated as calcineurin B-like protein 10. Gene Ontology annotation, biological process: calcium-mediated signaling. The record is from RefSeq and is a predicted model, not a curated record. The transcript is spliced from 8 exons. Bases 1 to 705 code for a protein of 234 amino acids. NCBI's taxonomy places the organism in Eukaryota, Viridiplantae, Streptophyta, Magnoliopsida, Lamiales, Oleaceae. Gene Ontology annotation, molecular function: calcium ion binding; kinase binding.